AAGCCUGUUGAGUUAAAAAAUAUAUUUAAAAAAAAGAAAAGAAAAAGAAAAAGAAAAAAAAACUCAGUCAAAGUUGCAGCGUUAAAAUUGUUGCCUUGAAGCUGAGUGGAGGAGCGUGAAGAUGAACGGCCCAGUAGAUGGCUUGUAUGACAAUUCCAUAAAUGAAGGAGCCUUCAUGUUCACAUCGGAAUCUGUCGGAGAGGGACACCCAGAUAAGAUCUGUGACCAGAUCAGUGAUGCCGUGCUAGAUGCCCACCUCCAGCAGGACCCCAAUGCCAAGGUGGCCUGUGAGACAGUGUGUAAGACGGGCAUGGUGCUGCUGUGCGGGGAGAUCACCUCCAUGGCCACGGUGGACUACCAGCGGGUGGUGAGAGACACCAUCAAGCACAUUGGCUAUGACGACUCUGCCAAGGGCUUUGACUUCAAGACCUGCAAUGUGCUGGUGGCUUUGGAGCAACAGUCCCCAGAUAUUGCCCAGUCUGUUCACCUAGGCAGGAACGAAGAGGAUGUUGGUGCUGGAGAUCAGGGCUUGAUGUUCGGCUACGCUACCGAUGAGACGGAAGAGUGCAUGCCCCUCACCAUCGUGCUCGCCCACAAACUCAACGCGCGCAUGGCAGAGCUGAGGCGCUCGGGGGCGCUGCCCUGGCUGAGGCCCGACUCCAAGACGCAGGUGACAGUUCAGUACGUGCAGAACAAUGGUGCGGUCAUCCCCGUGCGCGUCCACACCAUCGUCAUCUCUGUGCAGCACAAUGAGGACAUCACACUGGAGGACAUGCGCAAGGCCCUGCAGGAGAAGGUGAUCCAGGCCGUGGUGCCCGCCAAGUACCUGGACAAAGACACCAUCUACCACCUGCAGCCCAGUGGGCGCUUCGUCAUUGGUGGUCCCCAGGGGGAUGCGGGCGUCACUGGCCGUAAGAUUAUUGUGGACACCUAUGGUGGCUGGGGGGCGCACGGUGGUGGGGCCUUCUCCGGGAAGGACUACACCAAGGUGGACCGCUCUGCAGCCUACGCCGCCCGCUGGGUGGCUAAGUCCCUGGUGAAAGCAGGCCUCUGCCGGAGAGUUCUUGUACAGGUUUCCUAUGCUAUUGGUGUGGCCACACCACUGUCCAUUUCUCUCUUCACCUAUGGAACGUCUCAGAAGACAGAGAGAGAGCUGCUGGAUGUGGUAAAUAAGAACUUCGACCUUCGGCCUGGCGUCAUUGUCAGGGAUUUGGAUUUGAAGAAGCCCAUCUACCAGAAGACGGCGUGCUACGGCCAUUUUGGAAGAAGCGAGUUUCCAUGGGAGGUUCCCAAGAAGCUUGUGUUUUAGAGCUGCAGAGCUGGGUCUGGCCUUGCCUUGGAGGCCUCUGGGAGGCCACGAUCCUCUGCUCCAGGAUCCCAACUCUCAGAUCUCCCAGACCAAAGACCACUGGCUGCUGUCAAGAGGGUGCCUCCCCCACACUCCCCGCAUCCCCACCGCUCCCUCCUGGGUGAAGCCAGGCCCCUCUGAGUUAGCACUACCCUGUCAUCAUCGCGAAUGGCAGGAAGCAGGCAGCUUCCUGGUGCUGAGGGUCCCAUCUCCUCAUAAGGAUAGUCACAAUGUUCCCCUACCUCUCCCUCAGACCCAGGUGAUGUUAACUUAGUAGAAAAACCACCCCUACAGGAGUAAAUCCCCUCACCUCCCCACAGGCUGGACCCUGACCAGCUCCCUGGUCCCUGCAAGUGCCGAGGCCAGUGUAUCUCAUAGAUCCCGGGCCAGGGUCCUGAGCUGGGCCUUCACAGAGCCCCCAGGCCAGGCUUCUGGUGGGCACAUAACAGGGCUGACAUGGCCUAAGCAUCCACAAGGAGCAAGGGUCUGAGCUAACCACUGAUGCCAUUGCUUCUCCACUGCCACCUGAUAAGGCACCACCUUUGUCACCCCCUAUGUAAAUGGGGAGAUGAAGCACAGACCCUAGUGUCAUGGCCUAGACAUGAACCCAAGAGCUCAAACUCAGGAGCUGGACCCCGCCUCACCCCCAAGAUCCUUCCAGAACCAGGUCUGAGCAAUGACAAUGCAGACUGAAACGAGGAUGUGGCCUCUUUCCUAACAACCUGAGGUUGCUGGGAAUCAGGAUUAACUCUCGGCUCUUGGGGAGCCCUGUGCAAUAAUCUCCAAAGUCAGGACAAAAAGGACUGUUUCAUUUUCCUCACUGAUAUCAGAAGACAGUUCAGGGUGACCUGGCUGGGCUGGAGUUUGGAAUUAAGAAGCAACCAUGUAACCCAGCCCCUGACUGCUCAGGCACAUGCAGGGCUGGGGUGUGUGGACCUCAGGUCAGUGGCCCAAGUCCAGUUCAGUCCCAUCGGGACUUCCUGGAGUAGGAGCGGCAGCUCGUGCUAGUACAGGAAGCCGGCCCCUUAAACCAGGAUCUGAAACCCUGAGUCCUUCAAGUCUUUCUCUCUCUCUGGCCCCUUUGUGCCCCUGCAGUCUGAGUGCUGUUGGAAUAAGUGGGUGAGCUCCUCAGGUCUUCCUGCCAGAGGGCCAGUCCCAAGACCCAGAUGUCUAAUGUUCAGUGGUGACCUAGGGGGCAGGGCUUGAAUCUGAGUGGUAGACACAUUGACUGAGAUGUCAUGGGAGAUUCUGCCCUUGCUAGGUGGCUUCUGGGGCGGCGGGUCUACUCCUGAGGAACCUGAGGCAUCCUCGGUGUCACAGGUCUUGGAAGCUGUCUGUUCACCUGCCUUUCCAUCUGCGGCCAGCACCACCCACCCUUCCUGUCCUCAGCCUGGGCCUCUGACAGUAGCAUCUCUACACUUUUCCCAGCUCCCCGACUACAGGCUCAUGUAGGGGCCGCCAUGGGCCCCAGGAGAGCACUGGGGACUGGACUCCUUUCUGGGGCCCAUGGUGAUGGUUCUGGCAACGACAGGCAGCCCAGGAUGCCUCAGCUGGCAGCAGACGGCCUGACCCUCAAGGACCCCAGGGCUUCUCUUUCCAUCAGGGGAAAGCAGCUCCAGGACAGAAAAAGAAGCCCGAAUCCCCACAGAUCUAGAGCUUGGUGUGCUGCAGGAAGCCCUGGUGUCCCCGUUUCCCAGAAAGUCUCAGGUUCUUUCAGGAGAGGGAGGCGCAGCUAAGCAAGUGGCUGAGUUCCUCUAACUCGGGUCCUAUUGAAAGUGAAAAUUCAGAAGUUCAUACCUUCCUUCCCCCCGGAGAAGUAAGGUCUUUUUUCUGUCAACACUGUGUAUAUGUCAACACUGUACAUGGAGCCCUUCUUGGCUCCUGCUAGGACAGUGAAUAAAGACUCGCGG
Miniopterus natalensis is the source of this 3258-nucleotide messenger RNA. It is a transcript of the gene MAT1A, whose product is annotated as methionine adenosyltransferase 1A. Lineage: Eukaryota; Metazoa; Chordata; Mammalia; Chiroptera; Miniopteridae. Gene Ontology annotation, biological process: S-adenosylmethionine biosynthetic process. The record is from RefSeq and is a predicted model, not a curated record. Gene Ontology annotation, molecular function: methionine adenosyltransferase activity; ATP binding.